AUGAUCGUCUUCAUUUACGGGCUACCGGCACAAAUUGCUCUACCUCAACAUAACGUUGACAGAAUCCAGUAUACAAAUGUCAAUUCUGAAGAACUCGAUAGCGUCUUGGAGGGUGACAUGCUUAUACCCGGUUUCAAGUCAAAAAGCCAACUUCGUGGUGCAGCCAUUCUCACUCAUAACAAAUGGCCAAAUGGAGUUAUUCCCUAUGAUAUAUCAGCUAUCACAGACUCCAAAGAUCGUGAUAGUAUUAUAAGGGCCAUGGAAAAGCUUAUGUACGAUACUGGCACACCGUCACCUACCCCUCAGGACCCGACAUGGCGCCUUUAUGAUUGUGUCUACUUUCGUCCACGUACAUCGGCGGAUAGGACUUUCGUCACCAUCGAAUACGGAACUGGAUGUUGGGCCAAUAUCGGUUAUUACCAAAACUACAGAUUGAAAAUGUUAUUGCAGAAAGGCGGUUGCUUUGACAGUGGCACCAUUCAACAUGAAUUGAUACAUGUUUUAGGAUUUCACCAUGAACACAAUCGAGCGGAUCGUGAUGAUCAUAUAAUCAUUAAUCUGGAUAACGUGAAUGAAGCUGAGAAAUACAAUUUCGAAAAACGACGACAGGAAGAUUUGACCGAUCUGUAUACCAAAUAUGAUUACGAUUCCAUUAUGCAUUAUAGUCAAACAGCUUUUUCCAAGAAUGGCAGACCAACAAUGGUCCCUAAAAAAUCGGGUGUUCAAAUUGGUCACAGUAAAAACCUCAGUCCAAUUGACAUCGAAGAAAUUCGUCGAUUCUAUGGAUGCAGAGUAUAG
This is a messenger RNA of Rotaria sordida, 798 nucleotides long. Lineage: Eukaryota; Metazoa; Rotifera; Eurotatoria; Philodinida; Philodinidae. The record is from the annotation of a GenBank genome assembly.